UCUACCCGCCACUCGUUCUUGUUUAUCUUUUCACUCGCCUUCUCUUCUUCUUCCUCUUCGUCACUGAGUAACCUCCGUUGCCGAAUACAAGCACCUGGUCAUGUAUAUGAAUCACUGCUCGUCCUUAUGUGCAUCUUCAGCAUUCUCUCCUUGCCGGCUCUCCAAUUCGGUCCAUCCGGGCCAGUCUCGGCAACUGAGUUUCCCUCCGUCUUCUAACCCUACCGCUCUUCAUUUCUCCGCACUUAAUUACACCCCUCUCCUAUGUCCUGGAUUAAUCUCUGCCCCGCCCUGCUCCGCCGUGUCUUCUCGAUCUGGUUCUAGUAUAAGUGAUGAUAUGCUUGAUGAAUUGAUUGAAAAAUAUGGAGAGCUGGUGUUUAGAAGAAGUGACCAUAAACCUGCGAGUGAGGAGGUUGAGGACGAUGCUGUAAGCCUAUCAUUUGCUUUAGCAGCGGCUAAUGUUGCGAAUGACAUGAAGGCUGCAGACAUAAAAGUUCUUUUUGUGAAGCCUUUGGUUUAUUGGACUAGGUUUUUCAUCAUUGCCACUGCAUUUUCUCGCCCACAAAUUGACGCCAUCAUGACCAAAAUCAGAGAUUUGGGUGAGAAGCAGUUUGGAACAAUUGCAUCUGGAGAUUUAAAACCAAAUUCAUGGACUUUGCUGGACUUCGGUGACGUUGUGGUACAUAUAUUUCUGCCUGAACAGCGGGAGUUCUAUGACCUUGAAACGUUUUAUGGAAACGCAACACCCAUUCAACUGCCUUGUGAAAAUCAACAACUUCAACAUUCACAAAAUUUUGAGCCUGGAGAUAGGGAUGGUCAAAACAAUUGGCAAAUGAGCAGAUGAAUAAAUGCAGGGGCAAGGUAUGCAUAUACACUCCUUCUCUAGACUCUUCUACUAUUGUAGAAUUUUACUAGGUGUUGUUGUUGUUGGUAGGUACACCAGGGAACAAAUGAACUAGGCUUGUUAACUCUUCUUAGGCCUUUAUCUCGCAGUGUCAAUGACAAUUUGCAUAUGUUAUGAUGUACUCCGUAUUUUUUUGGUGAGCCAUUGUACCACUCUCAGGUUGAAAAAAGAAAGAAACAAGGAUGUAUAUGUACUUGUAGUCCUGUAUUUCUCCAAAGAGGUCUCGGCUAAUUGAUUGUUGUUGU
Molecule: messenger RNA, 1146 nt
Organism: Cuscuta campestris
Lineage: Eukaryota; Viridiplantae; Streptophyta; Magnoliopsida; Solanales; Convolvulaceae
Source: the annotation of a GenBank genome assembly